Mucor mucedo is the source of this 375-nucleotide messenger RNA. RefSeq lists its product as uncharacterized. Lineage: Eukaryota; Fungi; Mucoromycota; Mucoromycetes; Mucorales; Mucoraceae. Bases 1 to 375 code for a protein of 124 amino acids. The transcript has 5 exons. The record is from RefSeq and is a predicted model, not a curated record.
AUGAAACCCGAUGACAGAGCACAAAACAUCAGCAAUUGCCAGUAUCGUUAUGAAGAAUAUAUAAAAAGUCUCAAGAUGGAUGGUUUUGAUGUGAUUGGUUAUGCAAGAAAAAUGAAAGACGUUUAUGUAUCACCAAGUAGUCGCUCUAAAAGCCUCAUUGCAGCAAGAGAUAUGGCAACGGACAAAGACUAUACGGACGUAAGGGGUUGCGUUGGAAACACACAAUCUUUGUUGAAGUACUUAUCGUCUACAACUAAAAAGGUUUGCUUUGUAAUUGUUUAUUACGCAGCUUUAUCAACUGAUCCAGAUGAUAUCUUACUUUUGCAAUUGGUAUCAUUUGACUGUCGUCCAAAACUUCCACAGCGGUCUAUCUAA